This is a messenger RNA of Phasianus colchicus (ring-necked pheasant), 6610 nucleotides long. RefSeq names its product RAB44, member RAS oncogene family (gene RAB44). Gene Ontology annotation, molecular function: calcium ion binding; GTP binding; GTPase activity. The record is from RefSeq and is a predicted model, not a curated record. Lineage: Eukaryota; Metazoa; Chordata; Aves; Galliformes; Phasianidae.
AAGAGAGAGAAUGACGGUGUGGGGCCGGGAGGUGCGCAGCAGCGAUGCAGCCUGCGUGGGGCUGAUGUCCCCCCGACCCCGGGGAGCCCCACGGUGCAGCCAGGCAGCAGCAUCCCGAAACUGAGGGCACGUGGAGAAGGACCCCACUGUGAGCCAUGGCUGAGCAGCGCGUGGGCUCCAGGGGUCGGCGCAUGGGAUCCAGCCGGCGGCGGCAGCUCCGUAGGGAUGCGGGUGAAGAGCCACCGUGGGCAGCAGCUGUGAUGCAGAGAGUCCAGGAUGUCAUCCAGGAGCAGCAUGGGGGCACGGAGGGGUUCAUCACUCGUGCAGAUAUGCAGAAACUGCAGGAGGAGAUUAUCCCGUGCAGCACAGAGGAGCUGGAGCUGCUCUUUGAUGGGAUGGAUGCUGCUGGCACCGGGCAGCUGAGCACUGAGGAGUUCAGUGCUGGGCUCCGGCAGUUCCUGAGUUCCCAAAAAGUCAGCAAGGAGCAUCGGCGGCGGAAAGCAGCGUCACGGAGGAGCUGCCUGGUCCUCGCCAGCCCCACGUGGGAAGGGAUGGACAGCGAGGAGAAGAAACACUUUGCAGCCUUCAUGGAGCAACUGGGAGUGGAUGACAGACGGGAAGAGCAAGAGAUCUGGCAGCUCUGGGCCAAGCUGAGGGAGGACGAGCCCCAACUCCUGGGCAACUUGGAGGAUUUCCUGGCCAAGAUGAGGCACCGCAUCCAAGAAGCCCGGAGCAAGAAGGAGGCCUUGGAGGAGGCCCUCAACAAACGCGUGGCUGAGCACAAACAGGAGGUGCAGCAGCUCUGCGAAGCCCUGGAGCAGCAGAUCCAAGAGGAGAGGCAGCGAAUGGAGCAGGAGAGCUCAGCCCGGAGCCGCCUGCAUUGCCAAGUGCUGCAGCGAGCUCUGGAUGCCAGAGACAGGGAGGUGCAGCGCUUGCUUGCAGCACAGGAGGAGCUGGAAGCGCAGUGCUGCAAUCUCAGCAGCACACAGCGAGCUGCCAGUGCUGAGAAUCGACAGCUGGAGGAGAACAACCGGGCGCUGGAGGAGCAGCUGCAGCACAUCCAUGCACAGCUGCAGCAGAGCCACGAGUGCCUGCAGGCUGCCAUGGCUCAGCAGCGGGCAGAGAAACCACGGGAUGAAGUGGAGGCAGAGCUGCCCAGUGAGACACUGCCAUCCCCGCAGGUACAGCAGAUAAGCCCAGAGCAGCAGUUGUCGGAGAUGCACGUCAGGUUGGGCUCCCAGGGCAGCGAACCCAAACACAGAAGCACCCACCACGUGGUUUGGGAAAAGCCAGCAGCAGACACAAACACAUCACGACUGCUCUCUGUAGAAGAGGAUCCCUUCCCCGAAUUUCUGAAAGAGGAACGGUUUUCUGGCCAAGGCUCUUUGCUAAGAGAGAUGAAUGAUGCAAUAGCAGCUCUGAGCAGGCAGAAGCUGCAACCCCUGGGAGAUGCUGCUCACUGCCCACACGAUGAUGCUGAGCCCCAAACAGGACCACCUGGCUCAGCCCCACCAGAGACCCACAUCAGUCACAAGGUGUUGGAAGAAGACCCAAGAGAGGGACGAGCUGCAGCUGAGCUUCGUGCUGGGGACAGGACACAAGCUGGUGCGUCUGCAGGAGCUCAGGAGGAGGGGGCAGCUCAGGGAUACAGCGUGGAGAGAGCAGGGCAGAGCCUGGAGCAGAUGGAAAGGGUGUUGUCUGUGCAGGGAAGGGGUGCUGGUGGGGAGCAGCAGGUGCUAAAAGAGGUUGAGAGCCCACAAGAGGCACUGGGAGAGAGCACAGAGGUAGGUGAGCAGGCACGGGUGGGGUUGGAGGGAGAAGGAUGGGUGCAGGGAAAGAUGAAGUGGGAAAAGAUGCAGAUCCUAGGAGAAGGAGAAAAUUUGGAGGCAGUCCUCAAAGGUCGGGAGGUGGAGCUCCCAGUGGGCAGCUUUGCCACCGAUGUGCUUCAGGUGCCAGGAGAGCAGCUGGAGCCACAGGUGCCAGGAUGGGUUGAGGUGCAAAUGGCAGCAGUGAGAGAAGCUCCCAACCCUAAAAAAGUGGAUGGAGAGGAUAGUGGUGCAGUAGGGAACUGCUGGGGAAAGGUGGAAAGGACUGAGCUGCAGCCCCUGAGUGUGGAUGAUGACCUGGGUACAGAGCAGGUGGAGAACGUGGGACUAGAUGUGCAACUGCUGGAGGAGGCUGAUAGAGCAGAGCCAGGGCUGGAGGGGGGAGCUGGGGCUGCUGCAGUGCUUGGUGAUGGGCUUUCCACAGCAGAAAUCCCUGCAGGGAGCCCAGCUGAUGGGCUGGUCCUGGUCAGUGCUCAGGGACUGGAAAUGGAAGAGGCAGAAGACUCUCCAGCAGAGACUCUGCAUGGGAUUCCCAGCCCAGAACCCCUGAGGGGUGGAUUGGAUGACACAGCCAUGCAUCUCAGGGAGGAUGCUGAGGAUGUGGGACAAGAACUGACUGAGCCUGGGCUGCUCAAUCAGACUGUGUGUGACCUGCAGGAAGCAGAGGCUGGGCAGGCAGAGGAGGCUACUAUAGAGCUGUCAGCCCAGGAAAAGGCUGGAAGCCUGGAGCUGCUGGAGGCCCCGAGCAGUGAUCCCCAUGUGCAGCUAAUUGCAAAGCUGGGGGAGGUUAAAGAAAGCCUGGAGGCAGAGCUGCAACUCCUGAGUUUAGUUGAUGACCUGGGUACAGAGCAGGCAGAGAGUGUGGAGCCAGAUGUGCAACUGCUGGAGGAGGCUGAUAGAGCAGAGCCAGGGCUGGAGGGGGGAGCUGGGGCUGCUGCAGUGCUUGGUGAGGGGCUUCCCCCAGCAGAAAUCCCUGCUGUGAGUCCAGCUCAGGUGCUGGAAAUGGAAGAGGCAGAAGACUCUCCAGCAGAGACUCUGCUGCAUGGGAUUCCCAGCCCAGAACCCCUGAGGGAUGGAUUGGAUGACACAGCCACACAUCUCAGGGAGGAUGCUGAGGAUGUGGGACAAGAACUGACUGAGCCUGGGCUGCUCAAACAGACUGUGUGUGAAAUGCAGGGAGCAGGAGCCAGGCAGGCAGAGGGGGCUGCUGUAGAGCUGUCACCCCAGGAGGAGUCUGGAAGCCUGGAGCUCCUGAAGGGUCUGAGUGGUGAUUCCCAUGUGCAGCUGCUUGCAGAGCUGAAGGAGAUCAAAGGGAGCCUGGAGGCAGAGCUGCAACCUCUGUACCCAGGUCACCAGCCACACUCAGAGCAGGGAGAGAGCGUGGAGCCAGAGGUGCAACUGGUAGGUGAGGUCAGUAAACAAGAGUUAAUAGAAAUGGAGGGGGAAGAGGAAUCUCAGGUGGACACGCAGCUGCAGUGGGGUCCCAGUCAAGAAGUGCCAUUGGGAGGGGGAGGCCAUACAGCUGCGCAGCUCACACAGGAGGUUGAGCAUGAGAGACAAGAUGUACAGCACUUCAAAGGAGAGAGGGAGAUGGAAGCGGUGCAGGAAGAGGGCACUGAUAAGGAUGAGCUGGUCCUGGUCAGUGCUCAGGGACUGGAAAUGGAGAAGGCAGAGGACUCUCCAGCAGAGACUCUGCUGCAUGGGAUUCCCAGCCCAGAAACCCCGAGGGAUGGAUUGGAUGACACAGCCAUGCAUCUCAGGGAGGAUGCUGAGGAUGUGGGACAAGAACUGACUGAGCCUGGGCUGCUCAAUCAGAGUGUGUGUGACCUGCAGGAAGCAGAAGCUGGGCAGGCAGAGGAGGCUACUGUAGAGCUGUCAGCCCAGGAAAAGGCUGGAAGCCUGGAGCUGCUGGAGGCCGCGAGCAGUGAUCCCCAUGUGCAGCUAAUUGCAAAGCUGGGGGAGGUUAAAGAGAGCCUGGAGGCAGAGCUGCAACUCCUGAGUUUAGUUGAUGACCUGGGUACAGAGCAGGCAGAGAGUGUGGGGCCAGAUGUGCAACUGCUGGAGGAGGCUGAUAGAGCAGAGCCAGGGCUGGAGGAGGGAGCUGGGGCUGCUGCAGUGCUUGGUGAGGGGCUUCCCCCAGCAGAAAUCCCUGCUGGGAGUCCAGCUCCAGGUGGGAUGGUACUGGUUAGUGCUCAGGAGCUGGAAGGAAAAGAGGCAGAGUCACUUGUGCAGCUGGAGGAGCUCACGUUAUCCCAUGGAGAGAGCAUUGGGGCUGAUGGGAAUCCCCUGUGUGCAUCAGGGCUGUGGGAAGGGGCAGAGAGCCCAGCUGUGGCUCUAGAAGCAGCUCUGUGCAUGGCUGACAACACAGACGUGUGGGAUAGGAAUGUUGAGCCUGCCGUGCAUCCUGAGUAUGCUGCUGCUGCUGAGCAUGCUCAUCCAGAGGCAGGGCUGGUAGCAGUCAGUGGUCCAGAUGAGCAAAUCCUGGAAGAAACCCAGAAAGAGAGUGCUGAUGCAGAGGGGAGGCCUCUGGAUGGAGCUCGAGGUCUGGAAGUGGUGCAGGGAGCGAGGCUAGAGGCAGAGGCAAGGAUUUUAGUUGGAGCUCAGCAUUUGGAACUAAAGCAGGGCCAUGAUGCCAGUGCAGCCACACUUGCUUCUCCUGUCUCCGAGGUACCGUUACAAAUCAGUGCGCUAAGUCUGGAUGCGAUGAUGCAGGAGGAUGUUCUCAUUCCAGAUAUGCAGCGGCUAGGUGCUUCGGGACAGGCAGCCCAGAGGCAGCUCCAGGAGCAGGUCUCAGCACAGGCAGAUAAGGGGAGGCUUCACACUGCUCCCCGGCAGCCACAGAAGCCACCAGGCGUGACGGAAGCAGAACAAGCAGCUGCUGGACCUGCUGAGACUGCAAAACAAGAAGUGCCACCAGCAUCAUCCCUUCACACACGGAUCCUCCAAGGGGAAGAUGCUGUGAAGGAUCUCUCAGGGAUGGCCCUCGGGGACAGCUUACUGGUGGAGGCGGUCAGCAGUGGGGCACAGUUCUCAGGAGAGCAGAGAGAAGAGCUUGAUGUGGAGAAGAAACAAGAGAUGGAGAAGAAAAUGAGCCCAGGAGGUGAGCCCAGCCCUGGAGAGCCAGAGGCUGUGACUGUGAAUGGAGAAGGAGCUGCCCCAAAGGGCUCUCUGGAGCCGGACCACCUCUACAACGUGCUGUUUGUUGGGGACUCCCAUGUGGGCAAAACAUCCUUUCUGUACCGACUGCAUGCUGACACCUUCAACCCGCACCUCGCUGCCACAGUAGGGCUGGAUUAUCAGAUCAAAAACCUCGUGGUGGACAACAAGCGCUUCGCCCUCCGCCUGUGGGACUCAGCUGGGCAGGAAAGGUAUCACAGUGUCACCAAGCAGUUCUUCCGGAAGGCAGACGGGGUGGUGCUGAUGUACGAUGUCACAUCGCAGUACUCCUUCGCCGAUGUGCACUACUGGCUCAGCUGCAUCCAGGAGGGAGCAGAAGAUGGAGUCACGGUUCUGCUACUGGGGAACAAAACAGACUGUGCUGCAGAGAGGCAGGUUCCUACGCAGGAGGGGGAACGCCUGGCUCAGGAGCAUCAGCUCUUGUUUUAUGAAUGCAGCGCUGCCUCCGGCCACAACGUCACUGAGUCCAUCGUCAGCCUGGUCAGGGCACUCAAAGUUUGUGAAGAUCAAUUGAGAAAUAAGGCAGAAGAGGAACCAAAGCUGCCUCAGAAGAAAAAAGGAUGCUGCUGGUGAUGGCGAAAGUCUUUGCUGUGGUCUGAACCUGCAAUGGCAGCCAGAAAAGCAACUGGAAAUGAGCAGAGACCACAGGAUGACUGCUCGGAGAAAUCAGGGUUAUGAAUUCCACCAAGGAGGGUGUGAUAUUGCAGUGACAGCAGCUGAAGAAGCAACGUUAGCUCCAGCAGCUCUCUUAGACACGUGCAUCUCCUUUGCAACUCAGUGCCUCAGCACCUCUGUGUCACCAGAGCCUCCAUCCCCUACCUGGCUGCUCCCACCCCAUCCCUCUGCCACCGCCUGUUCUCCCUUGGCCCUAAUCCUCGAAGGACCUUUUUUGCUUGAUGCAAUAUAGGCUCCCAUGCACUCCAUGGCAAUCCCCUUCUGCCACAUUUUGUUAUAAAAUGAUUUUAUUACUGGGUGUGUUAUGGGGCUGGCUUGAACAACUCAGGAAGAACUUUCAUGGCUCAGCUCAGGGCUGAGGCCGGACUCGAUAUUCAGGAUACCCACAGCAGGAUUUUUUUUUUUUUUUGUGCCCAUCUUCACUAUUUCUGCUUUGUUGUCUUAUCUUAAAGCAAUAUAAUCCCAAGCACCUUUUGCAAGUCUGGUCAAUGAUGAGAGGAGCAUCAUUCCAGCCUGGCCAGCUCAAAUGGGCACCUCUCACUGGCUCUGCAUGACCCCCCUGCAGAGCUGCCCGUGCACCGAAGCCCUUCAGCAGAUCUGCUUUUCCCCUUCCCUAAAUUUGCUGGGAUUAUGAGCAGCAGAUGCUGCCUGUCCUGUGCAAUCCCACUGCCGCUCCACAAGCAAUUUUAUUUGCUCGCAAAAGUGUAAGGAGCUGAGCCUUAAUUCCCCCGUUAGAUGGCAGCAAAUGCGGCUAUACCUUCAUUGCUGUUCCAAGCAAAGAACAGCAGGGCCUGAAAGUGAUCUGCAAAAGAAAAAGCUUCGCAGAGCAGCAGACAGAAAGAAACGUCUGUUCUCUUGGAAAUCAUGUCUGUAGAAGAAGACUGAAUCUGUGCCUGGACGUGUUGCAAGGCAGUAAAGCAGGUUGGAAAACA